Mizuhopecten yessoensis (Yesso scallop) is the source of this 2734-nucleotide messenger RNA. Its product is annotated as circularly permutated Ras protein 1-like. The transcript has 17 exons. The coding region runs from base 152 to 2491 and encodes 779 amino acids. Gene Ontology annotation, biological process: COPII-coated vesicle cargo loading; endoplasmic reticulum to Golgi vesicle-mediated transport; intracellular protein transport. Gene Ontology annotation, molecular function: SNARE binding; zinc ion binding. The record is from RefSeq and is a predicted model, not a curated record. Gene Ontology annotation, cellular component: COPII vesicle coat; endoplasmic reticulum exit site. Lineage: Eukaryota; Metazoa; Mollusca; Bivalvia; Pectinida; Pectinidae.
GGAAGUUGUAACUAACAGACUAAAUAGGAUCUACAUUUGUACCUUCCUGGUACGCCGUAUAAACAUCGUUAUAAGAACUUCCAGACUACUUAUAUUGUCAAAUACAACAUAAUAUAGCCUGAUAACAAGUAUUUAACAGAAGAUCAACAUAAUGGAUUUCGGCUCAGAUUAUGUGUAUGCCUAUGACACCUUGGAGUAUGAAGUCAUAUCUGAUGAAGAGUAUGAAGCUGGUAUGGAUGUCAGUGAUUCUGACUCCGACUCAGAAGAUGAAAUAGUUAGUGACAGUUUGAUUGAGCUCCCAUCAGCAUUAGAUUUAACUUUAAGUUCUACUGUGCCCCCGCCCCCUCCUGCCUUACCAGGUGCGGCACGCAAGGAAAAGAGGAAAUCUGGAGGCAAAGCCAAAUGCAAAAAGAGGGGACAUUGGAGAAGCGCACCUCUAGGAGAUGCUGAUGCAACAAAUUUUGACACUGUACCUAGUGGGCGGAGAGAACGAAGAGCAGACACCAACAUUGUGUCCAUCAAUUUUCAGACUCUUGUAACCCCAAGUAACAUGCACACUGGUGAUGCUGUGUACUGUGACAGCUGUCAGGCCAUUCUCUCCCAUCUCUGCAAGCUUGAGGACAGUGGGGACGCCAAGGUUUGGAGGUGUGAGUUCUGUGGUCAGGAGAUGGUGGUGGACAUCGUGGAGGAAGAGAAGCCGACUCAGGAUGACGUGACAUUUAUGCUGUCCCCUGCCCUUUCUACCACAAGCAGUGGACCCAAAGGCACAGACAGUUCACUGGUCAUCUUCUGUGUGGACGUCUCGGGCAGCAUGUGUAUCACUACAGAGGUACCAGGCAAAUUGAAGUUAAGAGGAGGAGGUAGCGCCCGGCAUGUCCAUCGGCUGCAGGAGGACAGGCGUGACCAAUUCUUGCCGAACCAGAAAAGAAAUGUGACAUUUGUCUCGAGAUUACAAGCUGCUCAGGCCGCUGUUGACCAACAGCUUGAGGAGAUGUCCAAAAACCACCCAAACAGACGAGUGGCACUCAUAAUCUUUAAUAACGAGGUUGUAGUAUUGGGCGAUGGUAAGACUACGCCUGUAACCAUUGCUGGAGACAAGCUGACAGAGAGGGAGGAACUGGUGAAGAUCGGCUCGGACCUUCCCUGCCCUGGGGACAUCAAAUCCGCACGCUCAACACUCAGCACCAAAAUAUUUGAAUUGGAGGAAGGUGGGGCUACAGCUCUCGGUCCUGCCCUACUUGUUGCUACAACAAUGGCCUCUCAACAACCAGGUUCCAAAGUGAUCAUUUGCACUGACGGGCUGGCCAAUGUCGGUCUCGGCCGCCUGGAUAUAUCCACUAGGGAGAUGCAGGAGACAUCUCUCGACUUCUAUGAAAGUGUUGCUGAGACAGCUGCAGACAAGGGAGUGUCUGUGUCGGUUAUAAGCAUGGAGGGGACGGACUGUAAGUUGAUACAACUCGGUAAAGUGGCAGACAAGACUGGAGGACAGAUUAACAUUGUGGACCCACUGAAGCUCACACAGGAGUUCUCGACGAUACUGGAAGGCCGCAUCAUAGCAACGAAUGUGGUGGCCACAUUGAUCUUGCACAAACAGCUGUUCUUCCACUAUGAAGACACAAAAGAAAGCAAAGUGGUGAAAAACGUUGGCAAUGUGACAUCUGAUACAGAGGUCACUUUUGAGUACGGUGUCAGAACCAAGCAGAAAAAAGAGACGGGUCAAUCCGGAUCAACUUCAAAUCAAGUUCCACAAGAGGGUGCUUUUGGAGGUCCAAGUUCAGAAGGUGCAGGUCAGAGUUCAGGUCAAAGCUCAGAGGGUGCAGGUCAAAGUUCAGAUAGUGGAACUGCUGACGAGCCCAAAGAGUUGCCGUUCCAGUUGCAGGUGAAGUACACAGAUGUGGAUGGGGCUACUGCACUCCGCGUCCUCACCAAGACCAAACCUGUCACCAAGGACCGGAGUCAGGCAGAGAGAAAGAUGAACAUCGAUGUGCUGGGUAAGCACUCAGCUCAAGUGUCUGCCAAUCUAGCACUAGACGGCAUGUACACACAGGCUAGGAGUAGGGCCCUGAUGAACCAACGACUUGCCUGGAGACACAAAAAGGGCGACUCCCAUGAGAGUAGGUCUCAGCAGAGGAAGGCCAACAAAACGUACGGAGCGGUGUUUGGAAAGGUCAGAUCUGUGGAGAAUUACCUCAACCAGGCACAGAAGAGGGAGUCCGCUUCCACAGGGAAGACCUACAGUGAUGACGAAGAUGAAGGAGAGAGGUCACUGGGUGAUAAUGCCAUUGUAGACACAAACAAAUUUGCUGUCAAAGCUCCAACUCCGAUGGCCUCUGGGAGUUCUGUGUUGGCACCUGCAGCAGGAUUAUUUUCUUUUCUUGGAGACAAGAAAAAUAAAAAGAAGUUGAAGGUAUCCAGGACAACAGAAACAUCAGAUGAAGCUGCUCAAAUGUUGUACGAUCUUAAGGUUCCCAGCAAGGUUAUGAAGAAAUAACAUUCCAAGAUGUUGUCCUUGUCACGGAUGGAACACGGACAGACUAGGCAGCACACACAGCUAUACUGGCUUCAUUGAUAUCCAUUGUGCUUCAAUGUUAACUCAUUCACCCCUGAAAUUUCAUAAUGAACGAUUCCAACCUUUGAAUUGGAAGAGUUCAAAAGUGUCUUCAGGGGUGAAUGAGUUAAUAUAUCCUUUUUUUCUUAGCCGAAUUCCUGAUAUAUCAUCUUUCACAACAUUGAA